This is a messenger RNA of Frieseomelitta varia, 931 nucleotides long. RefSeq names its product trypsin 5G1-like. The record is from RefSeq and is a predicted model, not a curated record. Gene Ontology annotation, molecular function: serine-type endopeptidase activity. Gene Ontology annotation, biological process: proteolysis. The transcript has 2 exons. The coding region runs from base 89 to 880 and encodes 263 amino acids. NCBI's taxonomy places the organism in Eukaryota, Metazoa, Arthropoda, Insecta, Hymenoptera, Apidae.
UGUUCGUCGCCUAUUGUUCAUUUUCAUAUAAAUAAACCACGAAUUUUGGAGAAGGGCACACAAACGUUGGAGCUCAUUCGAAAGCAAGAUGUUCACACAACUGUGUUUGCUCGCCUUGUUGGCCGUAGCGGCAGCGAAUCCGUUCUUAAGGCCAGCCUUGAACCCGCUAAGCCCAACGGGACAAAUCGUGGGUGGAACGGACGUGAAAAUCGAAGAAGUGCCGCACCAAGUGCUUCUUCAAGCUCUUGGCUUCGGCUUUUGCGGCGGUAGCAUCAUCUCCGAGCAAUGGGUGGUAACGGCUGGUCACUGCAUGUCCUAUCCAGCCGACUGGAUCACCGUGGUAGCCGGGACAACGACUAAAUCCUCCGGCGGAAGCAGCCACAAGGUAGAAGAGAUAAUCGUGCACGAGAAAUACGUGACAAACAUGUACGGUGUGCCAGAGAAUGACGUGGCCGUUCUACGAGUUAAAACUCCCUUCCGUCUGGACAAAACUCGCCAGCCUAUCAAGAUAUUCAAGCAGAACGAGGAGUCGGUCGCGGGAAUUAGGGCGACCAUCACCGGAUGGGGUGCAACCCGGGAAGGUGGCAGCACCAGCGACGUUCUCCAAUCUGUCGACGUCCCGAUCGUGUCGAAGAGCUCCUGCAACGACGCCUACAAAUCGUACGGGGGGCUGCCGGCCGGGCAGAUUUGCGCCGCGGUGCCAAACGGGGGGAAAGACGCUUGCCAAGGUGAUUCCGGCGGUCCCAUGACCAUCGGCGGACGUUUGGCCGGACUCGUGUCCUGGGGCUACGGCUGCGCCAGAGCAGGCUAUCCUGGUGUUCACACAGAGGUCGCCGCCUUCAGCGAUUGGAUCGUCUCCAAGACCGGGGUUAAACCGUAAAACUUUCCCGUUGAAAUCUCUGUAUCAGUUCUGUUACGUCUAUCAGUUCUA